Saccostrea echinata is the source of this 650-nucleotide messenger RNA. RefSeq lists its product as uncharacterized. The record is from RefSeq and is a predicted model, not a curated record. Bases 17 to 496 code for a protein of 159 amino acids. Gene Ontology annotation, molecular function: hormone activity. The transcript has 3 exons. NCBI's taxonomy places the organism in Eukaryota, Metazoa, Mollusca, Bivalvia, Ostreida, Ostreidae.
UUUGUUGAACCAGACCAUGCUCUGUAAAUUCUGGAUUCAGGUAUUGGUUGCCGUAAGCCUAUUGACAGUUUCAUUUGGUCAAGUCAGUUUCUCUACGAGCUGGGGUAGUGGGAAAAGGUCCUCUAAUACAGCUCCAUUGGUCGACGACAUCUGUUUGACUAAGACAGAUACGAAAUUAUUGUACGAUUUAAUGAGGGUUAUACAGAGGCAAGCAGAACGCAUAAUUGCCUGCAGUCGCAAUUACGAUGAAUUGAAGCGGACUCUCUCACAUAUCUGGAGGACAAACGUCAUAUCCUCUACGUCAUAUCCUCUAUGCAAUUUUAAACGAGAAUACGAGAAAGAAGAGGAACAAUCAUUAAUUUUGCGACAAAUACUUCGAAUUUUCUAUCAAAAAUUUUAUUUCCAAAAACAAACUUUUUUAGAAUAUUUGCAAGCAGAGCAAUCUGGAAGGUGGUUGUGUUAUUUUUGGAAAAGUUCACAACUGUUAUCAAUAUAAUGAAGAUGAGAUAUGAAUUAUCAUGCAAUUUCAAAAUUAAUUAAUGAUAAGACAUGUAACAUACAUGUAUGUAAAUGAUGGAACGUCUGUAUAUUAUUAAUUCUUGGAAAUCGUAUGUUAUUUCUUUAGUGCUAUAUAUAUUUGUUUUUAAUAU